AUGUCUCUUCUCCAUCUUCCAAGCGAACUACUACUUAUGAUCAUCGAGGAGCUGGAUAGUGAGAAGGAUAUUCUUUCCUUUCUAUUGACAAGUCGCCGAAUCUAUGCUAUCCAGCAAGGAGGUCCUCUAUACAAUCACAACAUUAGGUUCUCCGGAAGUUCAGCACUGCGAUGGUACUCGGCGCGCGGGCACAAAUCAGCUGUGGAGGCACUGCUCCAAAAGGGCGCUAACAUAGAAUGCAAAUCUGAGGAUGGUUGCACAGCACUAGCAUACGCUGCUAGAAUGGAACAUGAUGAUGUCCUCAUGCUGUUGUUUGAAAAGGGCUCUGAUCAGAAGUUCAAAGGCACGGAAUAUGACCAGGAACAGCUAUUAAUAGCUGCAGAAGUUGGAUACAGUGGAUUCGUUAAUUUACUCCUCGAGAGGGGCACUGACCUAGAGUGCAAAGACUAUAACAAUAACACACCAUUGGGCAUUGCUGCUUGCAAGGGACAUGAGAAUGUAGCCAGGUUGCUACUUGAGAAAGGCGCGGAUAUGGAAUCUAAAGAUAGCUAUGGCGUCACACCGUUAAAAGCUGCUGCACGCGCUGGACAUGAGAGUAUGGUCAAACUGCUGCUCGAGAAAGGUUCUAAUAUAGAAUCUAGAGAGUUUGGCAGCUGGACACCGUUAACAGUUGCUGUAUUCUCUGAAUAUGAGGGUAUAGUCAAACUCCUGCUCAACAACGGUUCUAAUAUAGAAUCUGAGGACGAUCUUGGCUGGACACCACUGGCAUAUGCUGCUAUGCAGGGAAAUGAGCAGGUGAUCAAGCUGUUGCUCUACAACGGGGCUGCCCUCGAGCGAUCAAGUUGCACGUUCGAGCGGGUCACCCAAAUGAGAUGCCUUUUGAAUUGA
Molecule: messenger RNA, 888 nt
Organism: Aspergillus nomiae NRRL 13137
Lineage: Eukaryota; Fungi; Ascomycota; Eurotiomycetes; Eurotiales; Aspergillaceae
Product: ankyrin repeat domain-containing protein
Exons: 1
Coding region: 1-888 (295 amino acids)
Molecular function (GO): protein binding
Source: RefSeq, a predicted model, not a curated record